Messenger RNA from Penicillium brevicompactum, 1533 nucleotides. RefSeq lists its product as uncharacterized. The record is from RefSeq and is a predicted model, not a curated record. The transcript is spliced from 9 exons. Gene Ontology annotation, biological process: thiamine biosynthetic process. Bases 1 to 1533 code for a protein of 510 amino acids. Gene Ontology annotation, molecular function: hydroxymethylpyrimidine kinase activity; thiaminase activity; phosphomethylpyrimidine kinase activity. Gene Ontology annotation, cellular component: cytosol. Lineage: Eukaryota; Fungi; Ascomycota; Eurotiomycetes; Eurotiales; Aspergillaceae.
AUGUCUGUCAAACGAGUCCUGGUCAUUGCAGGAUCUGAUAGCUCAGGAGGCGCUGGCCUCGAGGCUGACCAGAGGGUCCUUGCAGCUCACGGCUGCUAUGCUCUCACGGCCACAACCGGACUGACGGCACAAAACACCCUAGGUGUGCAGGACAUCUUUGUCGUGCCAUCUGAAUUUGUGCGAAAGCAGAUCAAUGCUGGUCUGGAAGAUGUUGGAGCGGACGUGGUGAAAUUGGGCAUGCUUUCUUCUGCCGAGACCAUCGAUGUCAUCGCAGAGACAUUGCAAUAUCAUAAAGUCCCCACUAUCGUGCUUGAUCCGGUAAUGGUUUCUACCAGUGGAUCACAGUUAUUGCCCGAAAAGGCUGUCAAGGAAGUGCGAACAAAGUUGCUUCCUCUCACCACCAUCCUGACCCCAAACAUCCCAGAGGCCCAGCUGCUAUUGAAAGAUGCUGGGGCCGAGGCUUCCGAACCAACGAACCUUGAUGAAAUGAUUGAACUUGCCAAAAAGAUUUGCUCCUUGGGUCCUAAAGCUGUCCUGCUCAAGGGAGGACAUCUGCCAUUGACGAAAGAUUAUAAGAUCUGCCAAGACUCGAAGGAGGCAACUACUGUCGUUGAUAUUCUCUUCGAUGGAAAGACAGCCACCUUGUUCGAGACCGACUUUUUGGUAACUAAAAACACGCAUGGCACAGGCUGCUCACUCGCCUCUGCGAUUGCAGCAAAUCUGGCGUCCGGAAAAGAUAUGAUUAGAUCCGUUCGCAGUGCUGUGCGAUUUGUUGAGAUUGGCAUCAAGACAAGCACCGAUUUGGGCAAGGGAAGUGGACCAAUCAAUCAUUUCCACUCUACCUACACUAUGCCAUUUGCGCCUGGUCGGUUCAUUGAGUACAUUUUGGAUCGACCAGAUGUGCAGCGCGCGUGGCAGGACUUUACUCACCAUGACUUUGUCAAGGGUAUGGGCCAAGGUACCCUUCCCCUGGACCACUUCAAGGGGUACCUUGUGCAGGACUACCUCUAUCUGGUUCAAUUUGCUCGGAGCAAUGCACUUGCAUCAUACAAGGCCAAGACCAUGGAUUCAAUUGCGGCAUCCGCCCAGAUUGUCCUUCAUAUCCAAAGGGAGAUGGCACUGCAUAUUGACUAUUGUGCCUCUUUUGGCCUUUCCAAGCAAGAAAUGGAGGAUACGCCUGAAACCAUCGCAUGCACGGCAUACAGUCGAUACAUUCUAGAUGUCGGCCAAUCUGAAGACUGGCUAGCUCUUCAAAUGGCGCUCGCUCCGUGCUUAAUUGGAUACGGUGCCAUCGCUAGGCGAUUGCAUACUGAUAAGGAGAAUUUACGCCAGGGCAACAAAUAUUGGAAGUGGAUUGAGAACUAUGUCGCCGAUGAUUAUACAGAGGCUGUACAGCUGGGUUCCGCAUUGCUGGAAAAGCACAUGCAAUCGGUCUCCCCAAGUCGCAUGGAGGAACUUAUCAAGAUCUUUAUUCGGGCUACAGAGCUGGAAAUUCGAUUCUGGGAUAUGGGACUGGAAGGGAGCAGGCAGUAG